AUGUUUGCUAAAGCACACAAGCACACGUAUGUGCAUGAGCCCCCAAACACACUUGCAGCAGGUGUCUUGGGCCAGCUGCCCACUGUCUCACUGCCUCACUCUCAGGUAGUGUCUUCCUUGCUCCCCUCAGGUACUCAGCAGGGUGCCACCAUGACUACUUGCAAUGUCACCGGCCACCCAUCUUUCUUCAUUCUCCAAGGCAUUCCUGGGAUGGAAGACAAACACAAAUGGAUGUCUAUCCCCUUCUCCUCUAUGUACUUCAUCACUGUGCUGGGGAACUGCACCAUCCUCUUCACCAUUUCCACAGAGCGCUCCCUGCAUAAGCCCAUGUUCUUGCUCCUAUGCCUCUUGGCCCUCACAGACCUGGGCAUGUCUACAACCACCAUUCCAAAGGUGCUAUGCAUCUUCUGGUUUGGCCAGAGUGAUAUCAGCUAUGAAGGCUGCCUGGUCCAACUGUUCUUCAUCCACUCCAUUUCUGUCAUGCAGUCGGCCAUCCUGAUGACCAUGGCUCUUGACCGCUAUGUGGCCAUCUGCAAGCCCCUGCACUAUGCCACCAUCCUUUCCAACAGUCGCAUUGGGGUCAUUGGCCUAGUGAGUUUGGUGAGAGCCGUCCUCUUCAUUAUCCCCAUGCCCCUUCUCCUCCAGCAUAUGCCCUUCCAUGCCAACCGUGUCAUCCCCACCACCUACUGUGAGCACAUGGCUGUGGUCAAGAUGGUGUGUGUGGACACCACAGUCAACCGGAUGUAUGGUCUGGUGGUGGCCCUGCUGGUUGUUGGGAUGGACAUCUCUGCAAUCGCCUCGUCUUACGUGCUCAUCAUCCGGGCUGUACUGCGCCUCUCUUCUAAGGAAGCCCACCACAAAGCAGUCAACACCUGCACCACCCAUAUCUGUGUCAUGCUUACCUCUUACACCCCUUCCCUCUUCUCUUUUCUUACUCACCGCUUUGGCACAGGCAUCCCACCCCACGUCCACACCAUUCUUGGCAACCUCUACUUCCUUGUACCUCCAAUGCUCAAUCCUAUUAUUUAUGCAGUGAAAACCAAGGAGUUUCGGGAAAAAGUAACCAAAUACAGUUGCUGGAGGAAGGAGCCUAUGGCCACUGCUCACAGGCAGAAGCUUGUUUGA
This is a messenger RNA of Sciurus carolinensis (gray squirrel), 1125 nucleotides long. Its product is annotated as putative olfactory receptor 52P1. Gene Ontology annotation, biological process: G protein-coupled receptor signaling pathway. Gene Ontology annotation, cellular component: membrane. The record is from RefSeq and is a predicted model, not a curated record. Gene Ontology annotation, molecular function: G protein-coupled receptor activity; olfactory receptor activity. Lineage: Eukaryota; Metazoa; Chordata; Mammalia; Rodentia; Sciuridae.